Messenger RNA from Gadus morhua (Atlantic cod), 4533 nucleotides. RefSeq names its product ubiquitin-like modifier activating enzyme 1 (gene uba1). The transcript has 26 exons. NCBI's taxonomy places the organism in Eukaryota, Metazoa, Chordata, Actinopteri, Gadiformes, Gadidae. Bases 237 to 3410 code for a protein of 1057 amino acids. The record is from RefSeq and is a predicted model, not a curated record. Gene Ontology annotation, biological process: ubiquitin-dependent protein catabolic process; DNA damage response; protein ubiquitination. Gene Ontology annotation, molecular function: ubiquitin activating enzyme activity. Gene Ontology annotation, cellular component: nucleus; cytoplasm.
GUGCACAUGUUGCUGCUUUGCUUUGCUAUCAACUGAAAUUUUGGUCCUGAGACGCUCGUGCUGGAACAGCCGGGCAGGCACUCGUCCAGAAGCUCACGGAGAGUCACUCAGAUCCCGCCACCCUGUCAGACUUCUGGGGAAAACUGUAGAGUUGUCACAUUUGUUGUCAGAUUUCUUGUUUCAAUACAAAGCGUAUUUUUUGAUACUCCCUAUCAGGCCGAGUAAGAUCGGAUGUGAUGUCCAGCUCGCCGCUGUCCAAGAAGCGUCGCUUGUCAGGAACGGAGACGAAGACGGAAUCCAACUGCUCCUCCUCAAACUCUAAAACGGAACUGUCCCACACACCUGCCAACGGAAUGGCUAAGAAUGGCAAUGAUGCUGAGAUCGAUGAAGGGCUGUACUCCAGACAACUCUAUGUUCUGGGCCAUGAAGCCAUGAAGCGCAUGCAGAACGCCAAGGUGCUCAUCUCUGGCAUGAGAGGCCUUGGAGUGGAGAUUGCCAAGAAUGUUAUUCUGGGAGGAGUCAAAAGUGUCGCUGUGCACGAUCAGGGUUUGGCUGAAUGGAGAGACCUCUCCUCACAGUUCUACCUGCGGGAGGCGGAUCUGGGGAAGAACAGGGCCGAAGUGAGCCAGCCCCGUCUGGCAGAGCUCAACAGCUAUGUCCCCGUGGUCGCCUACACAGGAACCCUCACCAAUGACUACCUGACUCAAUUUGAGGUGGUGGUGUUGACCAACUCCCCACUCGAGGAGCAGCUUCAGGUGGGCGAGUACUGUCACAGCAAAGGCGUCAAGUUGGUCAUCGCAGACACAAGGGGCUUGUUUGGUCAGUUGUUCUGCGACUUUGGGGAUGACAUGGUGGUGUUCGACAUCAACGGAGAGCAGCCUCUGAGCGCCAUGAUCUCCAUGAUAACCAAGGACGCUGCCGCGGUGGUCACCUGCCUUGACGAAGCCCGUCACGGCUUCGAGAGCGGGGACUUCGUCACCUUCACCGAGGUCCUGGGUAUGACGGAGCUCAACGCUUGCACGCCCGUUGAAAUCAAGGUUCUUGGCCCCUACACGUUCAGCAUCUGCGACACCACCGGCUUCUCUGAAUACGAGAGAGGAGGGAUUGUGUCCCAGGUCAAGAUGCCAAAGAAGAUCUCCUUUAAAUCCUUCCCCUCCUCCUUGGCUGAGCCAGAGUUGAUGAUAACAGACUUUGCCAAGUUUGAACGUCCAGGACAGCUCCAUGUCGGCUACCAGGCUAUCCAUGCUUACCAGAAGAAACACAGCAGCCUGCCCAAGCCUUGGUGCCGGGCUGAUGCUGACGAGAUCGUAGCUUUGGCUAAGGAGGUGAACUCUUCUCUGACCGGUUCAGCAAAGGUGGAGGAGCUGGAUGAACCGCUUAUCAAGAAACUGGCAUUCGUCGCUGCUGGCGACCUUGCACCCAUUAAUGCAUUCAUUGGUGGGCUGGCUGCACAGGAAGUCAUGAAGGCGUGCACUGGAAAGUUCAUGCCCAUUAUGCAGUGGCUUUACUUUGACGCACUGGAGUGCCUGGCGGAAGAGGAAGGAGUGUUGCUCUCAGAGGAAGAGUGCGCACCUAGGAACAGUCGUUACGACGGGCAGAUUGCAGUGUUUGGCACCAAGCUGCAGGACGAGCUUGCCAAGCAGCGCUAUUUCCUUGUGGGAGCAGGUGCCAUUGGCUGUGAGCUGAUGAAGAACUUUGCCAUGAUGGGGUUGGCCAGUAAAGGAGGCGAGGUCAUCGUGACCGACAUGGACACCAUUGAGAAAUCCAACCUCAACAGACAGUUCCUCUUCAGGCCUUGUGAUGUCACGAAAAUGAAGAGUGAGACUGCGGCGGCAGCGGUGAAGCUCAUGAACCCCUCCUUCAACAUCACGGGCCACCAGAACCGCGUGGGCCCCGACACAGAGCGGGUCUACGACGACGACUUCUUUGAGAGCCUCCACGGCGUGGCCAAUGCACUGGACAACGUUGACGCGCGUAUGUAUAUGGACCGGCGCUGCGUGUACUACCGCAAGCCCCUGCUGGAGUCAGGUACUCUGGGCACCAAGGGCAACGUGCAGGUAGUCAUCCCCUUCCUCACAGAAUCAUACAGCUCCAGCCAGGACCCUCCAGAGAAGUCCAUCCCCAUCUGCACCCUCAAGAACUUCCCCAACGCCAUCGAACACACACUACAGUGGGCACGUGAUGAGUUUGAGGGACUAUUCAAACAACCUUCAGAGAACGCAAUGCAGUAUCUCACAGACCCCAAGUUCAUGGAGCGUACGCUGAAGCUUCCAGGAGCUCAGCCCCUGGAGGUGCUGGAGGCGGUCUACAAGACCCUGGUAACGGACUGCCCCCACAGCUGGGUGGAAUGUGUGACCUGGGCCCGCAGCCACUGGCAGUGCCAGUACAGUAACAACAUCCGCCAGCUGCUGCACAACUUCCCCCCGGAGCAGCUGACCAGCUCUGGCGCCCCCUUCUGGUCCGGCCCUAAAAGGUGUCCCCACGGCUUAGAAUUCAGCACUGACAACGAACUCCACAUGGACUACGUCAUGGCCGGCGCCAACCUGUACGCCCAGACGUACGGCAUGCCCGGGAGCACAGACCGCGCCGCCCUGGCCAAGAUCCUGCAGGAGAUCAACAUCCCUGUCUUCACUCCCCGCUCUGGGGUGAAGAUCCACGUGUCAGACACGGAGAUGCACAGCGCCCACGGCUCAGUUGAUGACUCGAGACUGGAGGAGCUUAAGACGCUGCUCCCCAAUUUGGAGUCUACCAACAAGUUCAAGUUGACCGCCAUUGAGUUCGAGAAGGAUGACGACUCCAACUUCCACAUGGACUUCAUUGUGGCCGCGUCUAACCUCAGAGCAGAGAACUACGACAUCCCCCCUGCGGACAGACACAAGAGCAAGCUGAUCGCUGGUAAGAUCAUCCCGGCCAUCGCCACCACCACGGGCUCCGUGGUGGGCCUGGUGUGUCUGGAGCUCAUCAAAAUCGUCCAGGGACACACCAAGCUGGAGUCGUUCAAGAACGGCUUCAUGAACCUGGCCCUGCCCUUCUUCGCCUUCUCUGAGCCUAUCGCUGCCCCCAGUCAUAAGUAUUACGAAAUCGACUGGACGUUGUGGGAUCGCUUCGAGGUGAAGGGAAUCCAGCCCAACGGCGAGGAGAUGACCCUUCGGCAGUUCAUCGACUACUUUAAGAACGAGCACAAGCUGGAGAUCACCAUGCUGUCUCAGGGCGUGUCCAUGCUGUACUCAUUCUUCAUGCCCGCUGCCAAACUCCGGGAGCGACUCGAACUACCGAUGACGGAGAUCGUGACUAAGGUGUCAAAGAAGAAGCUGGGCAAGCACGUGAAGGCCCUGGUGUUCGAGCUGUGUUGCAACGACGAGACGGACGACGACGUUGAAGUGCCCUAUGUCAGAUACACCAUCCGCUGAGACGCAUGAACACACACUUGCACACACUUGCACACACUUGCACACACUUACACACACUUACACACACUUACACACACUUACACACACUUACACACACACACACACACACACACACACACACACACACACACACACACACACACACACUGGGGAGAGACGCAGGGUGGAGGGUGGGUACAGCCAUGGGUUUUGGUGGAGGGGCGGUCUGAAGUCGUUUCGGCCCCAUGGGAUCAAUCAGUUCUCCUUGAGGCCUGUGGUUGUAGCCCAGGGCCUGUUUGUACAUAAGCUCCGCUGAGCUGACCUUUCAAAGGCUGUACCUGUCCGCACGUUGGGGAGACAGUGCACGACUGUGUAGACCGGAGUGUUGUUAGAGGUGGGGAGGAAGCCUGUUUACCGGCCCUCUAGUGAAUCUCUACCAGAAACAUGUUCCCACCAAGUUUGACAAUUAUGCGCCUUAGUGUUUGCCUUCCCUUUGUGCCUCACAGCCCGGCUACUGUCUCUCUAACCUCCCUGAGCUUCUCUCUCCCACCUAGGCCUCGGUAACUUCAACAGGGCACCCCCUUUUUAUCUCCUCGAACCCUAUCUUAUCUAGACCUACAUUGCGGCUUUUUUCCACAAACACAAGUCAUGGACGUUAUACCAGUUUCUCAUCUCAAAUAAUGGUAAAAGGCAAUUAAGAUUUAUUUUCAAUAUUUUUUGUUUUUUAUUAACCCAAAAUGUGGACCUUCCUUCUAAUUGAGAUUGCAAAUUGGAAUUGUUAGUUGAUAUGCAAAUGAGAUGUCGCUGACAGUAUAAUAAUCGAGUGGCUGCGCCAGGACAAGGGCCCUAGCAGACCUGAACCUGACCCCCUCCCCCGUCUGUGUCUGUCAGGUCACCUGCGCACCAGCUUGCAGAAAGGCACUUGCACAUGACUUGAGUUUCCACUUAUCUUUAUUUUCCAUGUGGUGUUUAUUUUUCUAUUUUAUUUGGAGCAGAAUUGUGGUGCACAAACCUAGUAGAUCACAAACUGUCUUCUUUCUACUUUGUUAAACUCCAGAUGAUAUUACAGUGUAAGAGCAAGGCAAUGAGUUGUAUCCUGGAAUGGGAGCACUUCAUGUGAUAGUGAAUAAACAUGUUAAAGAUG